Messenger RNA from Olea europaea var. sylvestris, 1209 nucleotides. RefSeq lists its product as uncharacterized. The transcript has 5 exons. The record is from RefSeq and is a predicted model, not a curated record. NCBI's taxonomy places the organism in Eukaryota, Viridiplantae, Streptophyta, Magnoliopsida, Lamiales, Oleaceae. The coding region runs from base 1 to 1209 and encodes 402 amino acids.
AUGUCGAUUACAGUAUUUGAAUUGUCACCCGAUGACAAUUACAACGUUUUCCCUAUUAGGACUCUUGUGGGAGUUAAGAUUCCUAAUUGCGUAGGAAUUCUAAAGGGUGAACAAUUGUCAGCAGUAAGGAAGAGCACAUUCCCGAGGACUAUGCCCGAGGACACAUGUUUGCAAUAUGCGAAGCGUCAUGGAGAUGUGGUCAGGAUGUCUAGUAGUAGCAGUAGUGAGUCUUCGUCCUCAUCCUCGAGGAGUACUCCUAAGGACAUAGGAUGCUCGAUCAUACCUAUGGCUGUCCCAAUUAAUGCCCAACCUCGGGCACAAAGUAUCCCGACCCCUUUUAGGUAUCCCGAGGUCCCCUGUAAAUUUAAAGAACAUCUAGCGAUAUCGACGGCUAGGGAGCAUGGGCUCAUGCCCAAAUGCGACGUUAGGACGCCAGGGGCCACUGAGACUCCUACUGGUCCACCUCGAUCACAUCCUCGGCCAAGGAGUACUCCCGAGGUUGUUGACCUCGAUGAUGAGGUUAGGCCUAUGCCCUCUUUCCAGAAUCAGGAGCCUGACUGGUGUCCUCUGGUGUCAAGCAUCGUGGACAAGUAUAGGAAGGACCUCGAUUUUGAUGAGGGCAUGAAGGCUCUGGAAUCCCUUACUCUGAAGGCUUUGAGCAUUGCCCGAGGCCUUUCUCUGAAGGGGAAAGACGAGGCCCAAAAGACCACCGAACUCGAGGACUCUUCUCGAGCACAGGAGAAGAGGAUAGCCGACUUGGAGGCUGAACGCUUUCUUCUUCAGAAGGAGCUCGAGAAUUCGAAAAAUGAUGCCCAGAGAGCUCGAGAAGAGGCUGGAACUGCUAAGGCCGACUCUGAAGGUUUAAAGCUCGAGAUCGAGCGUUUGAAGGCUGAUUUUGAGACUCGCCUGGCUGAAGCUCGAGGGGUUGCGAUCGAGGACUUUAAAAUGUCCAAGGAGUUUAACGGCCUUAAAGGAGAGUAUGCCAUGGGCUCGUACUUCCAUGCCUUCAAGGAAGCUCGGGCAUUUUUGAGAUCGAAGCCCGAUGCUAACCCCGAGGAUCUAAAGAACAUCCCCGAGAUUGCUGAUACCCUCGAGCUGUCAGAGUCCGAGGACACCGUCGAGGACCAAGAGGUCGACGUCGACGGCGAGGACGCGGUGGAGGAGCAGGGGGGCACAGCCUCGGGGGAAGGGGCCGAGGACUUAGAUUAG